Messenger RNA from Nilaparvata lugens (brown planthopper), 13647 nucleotides. It is a transcript of the gene KCNQ, whose product is annotated as potassium voltage-gated channel subfamily KQT member 1. Gene Ontology annotation, cellular component: membrane. Gene Ontology annotation, biological process: potassium ion transport; transmembrane transport. The coding region runs from base 1016 to 3262 and encodes 748 amino acids. Gene Ontology annotation, molecular function: voltage-gated potassium channel activity. Lineage: Eukaryota; Metazoa; Arthropoda; Insecta; Hemiptera; Delphacidae. The record is from RefSeq and is a predicted model, not a curated record. The transcript is spliced from 15 exons.
AGUCAGCCGUCAGCCGUUGUGUGAGUCGGCACUUUUUGAUAAAGUCCGCGCGUGGCAGGUGCGGGUGUCGCCGAGUCGACUAACUCCAACCUCAACCUCAGUUCUUGUCGACAAAGCAAAAAACUAAUAAUUAAAAUUUGCUUGCGCGCCUAGAGAAAUAACAGCACAUCUUCUCCCCCUGCUACAUACCGCGCAUGAAAAUAAUAUCAUCGAUUACAGUUAUCGAAGACAGUUCUGUUCAAAUUUAGAAAAUUGUAUUAUACAAAUUAUUGUACAAGCGAACAAGGAAUUAUCUCGCCGAGUUACUGCCUCAUAUCGUUAUCGGCCGAAUAUCACAUAAGCUUUUCAAACCAUUUAAAACUAGGUUCUACAACAUAUAGAUACCGGUAUUUUUAAAUCUUCAUUCAAGGAAAACCAAGCAAUUUUUCGAUUAUAAUAGUAUUGACCAAAUAAUAAGAAAUAAAUCUUUUCUAAGCUUGAAUAGAUUGGUUCAAAGAAUGAUUUAUAAAAUCUCUUUAAAAUUUUAAAAUAUCUUCUUAUAAACUUAUCUAUAGAACUAAUAAAACAAUCCUAACAGAUCUAUGAUAUGAUAUCAAGUAAUCAACUUGUACAAUUAAGAUUAAAGCUAUAUUUUUCUACAAUAACUCAAUUAUUGUCCGUAGUUUUGGAGGAAGAGAUAUAAUCACAACGCAAUAUUAUUAGAUAGUGCUAACCUAUAUAUCUAUAAGAGUCGACACUAUCCUGUGUCUCAUGAGUAUGAAUUUCAUCUGAAAUAAUUGAUGCUCUCCGAAAUUCAACGUCGGUUUUUACAAUAGAAAAAAACUUCUCAUCGUAACGAGUGAGUGAGUGUGUUUCGAAGACAAGUUCUUAUUCAACGAGCAAACAUCUCAGCAACUGAUGGAGAAGGAUCUGAGGAGCAGAGGAGGAUCGACGCUGGCGAUGAUGUGGUGAUGUGGUGGAGGUGUCGACUGGAGCAGGGGGCCGGGGGACGGUGGAGGAGGGUGGUGAUGGUGGGAUGGUGGCGCUGCUGGCCAUGAACCGUGCCGAAGAGGUGCAGCUCUACCACAGGUCCAGGGAGGUGCGACUUAUCAGGGGCGGCAACCCAGCGACUGCUGCCGCUCCCGACGACGACGAUCUCGUGCUCAGUGUCGGCAAGGCGCCUCUCGCCUCUCAUCCGCCGCCGCCGCCUCCGCCUUCACAUCACACUGUCAACAUCAAACAUGAGGUCAGCCACCGACGCAUGCCGCGCUACGGAGAGGCACACCACAAACGCGUGCCGACGCCGAUGAAGAAGCGACGUCCACGGCGUCGCAGCAGCUCGCCGGGCGGAGAGUCGUCUGCAGGCAGGGACGGUGGGGGGGUCACCGAGGAUGGCGGCACUGAUGAUGAAGAGGGGGACCCGCUUCAGGGGGGCCAGAGACCCCCGUCCGGCGCCACCCCUCCCCCACCACCGCCUGGCGUCCCCGACCCCUAUUACCCCAUCUACCUCCCCAUCGACCAAGCCUUCAAAGCCAAGUACGUGUUUCACCAACGACGCGGAAAGUCGUUCCAAGAAAAAGUCUACGUCUUCCUCGAGCAUCCUGUAGGCUGGAUAUGCUUCGUCUACCAUUUUUCUGUAUUCAUGGUUGUGCUGGUGUGCCUGAUAUUCAGUGUUCUGUCCACCAUCGAUGCAUAUUCUAGUUUUGCGAAUGAAACUCUAUUUUGGAUGGAAAUCUGCCUGGUGGUGUUCUUCGGUGUGGAAUACAUGGUGCGGCUAUGGUCGGCCGGCUGCCGCUCCAAGUACAUGGGAUGCUGUGGACGCUUCCGCUUCGUCAGGAAGCCCAUCUGUAUUAUAGACUUGAUAGUAGUGGUAGCGUCGCUGGUGGUACUGUCAGUCGGCUCCAAUGGUCAGGUGUUUGCCACGUCAGCAAUUCGCGGUAUUCGCUUCCUGCAGAUUCUGCGCAUGCUCCAUGUGGACCGACAAGGAGGCACGUGGAGGCUUCUCGGCUCGGUCGUCUUCAUACACAGACAGGAACUCAUAACAACUUUAUACAUAGGAUUCCUGGGUCUGAUAUUCAGCAGUUAUUUUGUCUACUUGGCUGAGAAGGACGCGGUCGGCCCCGAUGGAAAAUCCGGAGACUUUGCCAGUUAUGCGGACGCUUUGUGGUGGGGAGUGAUCACAGUAACAACUAUUGGAUAUGGUGAUGCCGUUCCACAGACUUGGAUGGGCAAAAUCGUUGCUUCCUGCUUUAGUGUUUUUGCUAUUUCAUUUUUCGCUCUUCCAGCGGGAAUCCUCGGCUCUGGAUUUGCACUGAAAGUGCAGCAGAAGCAGAGACAGAAGCACUUCAACAGGCAGAUUCCAGCAGCGGCGAUGCUCAUCCAGUGCUUGUGGCGGUGCUAUGCGGCUGACAAAAGCUUCAAUUCGCAAGCAACGUGGAACAUCUACCUCAAAGAUCCAUCCAACACUAAAGAUAGUGCUCCCACCAAGGUAAAGUCGCUGAUGCUGCAGGUGGCAAAAAAGGCCAGUGUUCUGAAGAGAAGGAAAUCGCGCAACAAGAUGGAGCCGCCCAGUACAACACAGAGCACGAUCACCAGCGUCGGAGGCGGCCCGGACUUCAACAACCCCAACGCCAAUGCGCUCGCUCCCGCCGCCGCCAAUCGCCGCGAGAGCGAGGGUGAUGUCGUCUUCUACAUCGAAGAGCCCAAAGCUGGUACUCCAAAUCGUGUGCGCCGAGAGGGCAAUCGAGGUUUUACCAGUCAAACAAGCAGCGUAACAGAAGUUGCAAGUGACGAGAUGGAUCUUGAAAUAGAGCCAGAACGUGUCACAAUGUGUAACAACAACAAUAUGGGCCAACUUGAAGUCGAGAACAUUGACAGUGAAAAUACUCUUCAGGUUCCACGAUCAUUGAAUUGGUUAACUGAAGUGCACAAAAACGCAAUCCGUGCCAUUCGUAAGAUAAAAUACUUUGUGGCAAGGCGGAAAUUCCAACAGGCAAGGAAACCGUAUGAUGUGAGAGAUGUUAUAGAACAAUAUAGUCAAGGCCAUCUCAACAUGAUGGUUAGGAUAAAGGAGCUGCAGAGGCGGCUUGAUCAGACUUUGGGGAAACCCGGUAGCUACUUGGCCGGCAUCGACAGAGCUGGCAACAUUAAACCAAUGACUAUUGGUGCAAGACUGUAUAGAGUGGAGCAACAGCUUUCAAUAAUGGACAAGAAGCUGGAUCACCUGGUGUACAUCCUAAACUCGCAGAGCCACAAGCACCCGGCAGUCGAGGAGCAGGUGUGACCUUUGACUCUGUGCCUGGACACCAUCACUAAGUGCACGGGCACCAGCGGGCACGGCGGUUGUGUUAGUACUAGUUUGUAACAAACAAUCACUUUUUAUCAUAGGAUAGCCUCUAAACAAUUCGAUCCCACUUUGGAUUUUAUCUUUCCAAAUCAGCCUCUCAAGGUACUUGGAACAACUAUGUUAUUGUAAUGAAAACGAUUCUGCAUUCAUAAUGACAUUGAAUUAUAAUUCAACAACUUGUUAUUGUUAUAGUUUUCCAUAAGCUGAUUUAAUUCAUUCCACAUUUUGAUGGAGAAUUAUUGAAAGCUUUUCUUCAUAAUCUUUCAUAACUGAAUUUUUUUCCUUUGGAUGAUCCUUGAAAGAAUAUGAACUUGAUAGUUAAUCGAAGUGGAAAGUGGAGUAGAUUAGAUGUGAUGAUAAUAUAAGUACAGUAUUUUAAAAAUCAAAAUAAUUUCACUGUAAGUUUUGCAAAAUCACUUCAUAGUGUAAAUUGUAGGUCAAGUUGAUAGAAUCCAAGGUGGGACCAUAAAGGUAGGUACCUAGAAUUGAGAAAGCAAUUCAAAAAAUGUAAAAUGAUCUUAUAAUAAGCUUAAACAUAAUAAGGUGGCUUGUAAUGUCACUGCUUCAAUGGCUUGCGAAAAAAUAUUAAAAUUGCGAAAUAAAUAAUUUCAAUUUUUUUCAUUAUUCUUGAGCCUAUUUUUUAAUAAGAAAAUCUUAGCAAAUAACUUACAGAAUAGCAAAUUAUAUAUUUCAGUGACUUCCCUAUUUGGGUUCUAUGUUAUGAGUCGAAGGAAGACUUCAUUUAUGCAAUGUUAUUUUCGCCAACUAAUUGGAUACAUUGAAAAACUGAUAAACUCUCUUGAUUAUGUUACAAAAUUGAAAUUUUUGGGCUUAGCUAAAUAGUUGAUAUUAAAGUGUACAGUCUCAUUCAUAUAGCCUAAUCAUAAUGGGUUAUUAUUUAUCAGUCAUUCAGGUAAGAAGGAAUUACCUUCUUUAAAAAUAGUUGUUUUCUAUUAUUCUUAUUGGUUUUUGGAGAGAAUUGUCCUGUGAGGAUUUUUCUUCAUCUUCGAAGCUCAAUUUUAGGUACCUAUUAUUUCGAUAUUUGAGACGCGAUAUGUUAGAUGCAAAUGGUUCAUAUAUUAUUAUGAUCAUCUUCCCGAAUACUGUAUUCGUUGAAGGAAGAGCAGAACAAACUGCAGUGACAUGGAGGAUCUACACAGUCCAAUGUCGUGGAAAAGAUUGUGGAAGCCACUUGAUUCCAUCAGUUGAAGAUUAAACAAUUGCACAUGAACAUAAGCAGAACUGGUGAAGUUCUUUGAAAAUAUUAUUGCUAGAAACAAUUAGGUCAUGAUGUAUGAAAUCCUAUCAACAUUGCAAUUUGCUGUGCUCUUCCUUCUGAUGAGUGUGAUAUGUAAAUUGUAAAAUGCUCUCCAUUUGUUGAUAAAGAUUCUAUUCAUGUAUUUUAUCUUAUAGCGUAAUCGAGUGGUAAAUUAUUUCCAAGCUAGGGUUAUAAGUGCGGUAAUUCUCUACAUAUUUCGUAAUUAAAAAAAAAAACACUAGCCAAUGUUAUUUUCAUACACAAAUUAAGCUGAUAUUCUUCGGAGGACAUUGAAAUAAUAUCUAAGUCACAUUAUUUGGAAAAUUGAUUGGAGUUUAAGUAUAGGAAACAAAGUUAAUUUGUUACUGAUGAUUCAAGUUAUUCUUUGAAUGGAAACGAAAUUAAACAUUGGAAAGAAAUUAUAAUUGAAUAAAAAUUUCAGAAUAAAAACAUUCUGAUAGUGCAACUUUCAAAAUAAUUUAAACAGCAAACUAUUAUAAUGCCUAGGGCAUCAUAAUUUCCCUGUGAUCAUCCAGUCUGUAAUGACAACAAGGAAUUCUGCCUUCCUCGAGAUAUGGUUGUUGUACUGAAUAGUGUAACUUCUCAUCAGUCUCCCUUGUAUAAUUUGCUUGAAUAUGUAAUCACUAUAACCAUAUUAAAAAUAUGAUACGAGAUACAGGGCUAUAGAAUUGCAUUCAGUAUUGGAUUUUUAACAAACCUGGUUUGAAGAAAUUGCUAAUAAAGUUUCAGUCUCUUGAUGUACCGUAAUAUUCUUGAGCUCUCAAACAUAGGUAGUUGCUUCAGAAGCCGUUGCUAAAUUUUAUAUUGGAAACCAUGAAUUCCAUUAAGUGAUAUUUUCGGUUUGUAAUCAAGAUAUUUCACAUAUGAAAACUUGUCUGAAUAGUAAUUGGGCAUUGAAAUAUAAUAUGUGUACCUUGGGCCUGAAACCAAUGUGUGUUCCUUCUGUGAAUAAGUUGUGUAAAUUGAAAUAAAAUACCUAAUGUAACUGACAUACUAAAAUUAAAUGAAAUGAUUUUCAUUACAUACACUAUAAAUCUGUUAUUUAAAUACACUAUGAAUCUAUCAUCAGGAACAAAUUACUUUGAAUUAUGAACUGUCCAUCGAAGUUGUUCAACUGGGAGUAAUACUUGUCGUACAAUCCAAUAAUAUAGGUAGCCUAUUAUGUGAAUGGAAUGUUAUUUCUUCGAAAAUAUAAUAAUCUAAUAAUCUUGUUAUCAAAGCCUUGCUUGAACUAAAAUAAUAGCCUAUAAUAGUAUGGGUGAUAGUAGUGUAGUAAUAAUUACGGUACGGUAAAUAAAGAUAAAAUUGAGGUACCAUAGUUUUUUACUCUUAGAUACAGUAUUCACUUGACAGAUAACUAGGAUUGUAGUUUGAAAAUAUCUUGCCUAUAUGCUUGCUUAUGUACUCCAUUGAUUUAAAAUUGAAAUGUUAAAUGCUCCCAGAUCCAAGAAUCGGAACAAUAUUAAAUUACGGCGAUAAAUUAAAAAAAUUAUGACAUAUGUCUCCUUCAAGGAAAUAAAAGCCUAUUUUUUGUGAAUAUUGUAUGGAUGACUUUUGGCUAUUUUGUGACUGAUAAUUGGCAACGUUCAACGAUAGCAGGUUUUAUUAGUUAUCAAUUAUAAUUGUCAUAACUUUUACAAAAAACCAUAUUAUGAAUCUGUAGAACGUUAUGCGAUUAUUCUGAAUGAAGAUAUAGGAAACGCCCAGUUGUUGAUGAUUCAGCUUUUCUUGAAAACAGAAAGUGAAGUCAGGCUCAAUUUUAGUCCAAAUUGGAAUCAGAUUCCAAAUUUUUCGUUCUGCACAAAAAAAAAGAUUGAAAAUUAUUUCUAAUAAUAAGAACAUAAUAUAGGCUAUUUUAUUCAUAAUGCGUGAUAAUAUUCACUAAAUUUCUAUUCAUCGAACAGUAAAAUAGUAAAAACAGUAAAAACUACUAUUGAGAAGCCAGGUUAUACAGUAAAAAUAUUAGGUAUCUUAACUUACUUAUUUUUGUGUAAAUUAUUAGUCCUAUAGGUAUUUCUCCAAAGUUGAUUUGAAUAAUGGACGUUCUGAGAUUCAUUAAUUUCAACAAAUUUAUUUGCAGAUUUGCAGUUUUUCAUUUUUUUUUUAAAUAUUGAAAUUAACUUAUUCCCCUUUGAAAAAAUACAAAUUUUUCGUUUGGAAUAAUUAUUGAUAAAUCUCAUAACAUCAGUUUUCAAAUUGAUUUUGAAGCAAUAACUUUAUUGAAAUGUCCUGGUAUUUUACUCAUGUAAUAUUCAUCAUAUUCUAAUGUAUAUUCAUCAUAAUCUUACACUCUCUUCAUAUUCACACACAUUCGGUUCGGUUCGGUUCGGUUUGCGGCAAAUUCUGAUAAGUGUGAAACGGUGAUUCGGAUUGAAUUCGGUUCCGAAUAGCAACCGCAUAGCACCGAACACCCCUUCGACACGAAUAGGUUUUAUCAUAUUCGUUGCUAGGAAACAGGAAAUAAUAGCAAAGUCUUUUACACACGCUCGCUUUUUUUGUUUUUAUUUUAACCUGAUAUCGUGAUUAUCUGUUUAAAAAUCUUCCAUGUCAAAAUCAUAGGGACAAUUCAUUUUUGUUAGUACCCUGGAGCAUUUAUUUUUCUCAAUGAAUAUUUUGCUGAAAAAAUAUAAAGAUAAAUUAAAACUCAGGGAAAAAUUUUAUUAUUUUUUAUUUUUCCAUGAAAAUUACAUGAUUUUAUUAAUGGAGAAAAAAGAUGAUCGUUAUGUAACAUGUGUCAAAAUUCAAACACAUUUUCAAUUCAAAAGAUAAUCACUCUGAACGUUUAAAAUUAAUAUAAUCAAAAAUAAACUAUUCAAAUAGUUCACAAUUUUUAAUUUAAUUGAAAAUUUUGUUGUUCGAGAAAUCACAUCUUAAUAUUUGAACACCAGCUUUUAUAUUUUAUUACCAGCAUGAAUUAUAAUCCAAACACAGCUGUGUUUGAGAAGAAAAUACCUAAUUAGAGCCGUACGAAUUAAAACCUGAUAGUAAGUCUAAUUCGUUUUCGGCAACGAACCGAACCGAAGACGAACCGAUCCGGAUGAAACCGAAUGUGUGUGAAGCUAGCCUAAUUAAGAAAGUACAGAUCCAAUUUAAAUAUCUUCUGCUAUUAGUUACCGUAUGAAUUUGCUCAAAUUGUUGGUUUAAUUCAAAGUUAUUUUUUUAUCCAAAUACAGUAGCCUUCAUCAACUCAAUGAACUCCUUAAAACGAUCUCAAGGUUUUAUUAUAAGGUUUUCUUUAUUUUGAUAAUUUAAUUUGAAAAAAAUGAAUCUUCAUGCUGGAAUUAUCUCACUCAAGUAAUUUUGAAAUAAAAUGGAGCAAUAGAAAAAAUAUUCAACAACACUUUGGAGCAAAACAAGCCUAGACCUAGAACUAAGUUGGUGCAGGCUCUUUUCAAAACUAUUUCUCAAUGCAAGCAUUGUCUUAAAAUAUCAUAUUGUAUAUAAAUGAUAAUAAAUCAAUGAAUCAUGAUAGUUUUCAGACAUUUAAUUCAUUCAAAAAGCUCAAUUCCAUUUGCUAAAUGCUAAUGGGUGAUUACUAAGAGCAAUUAGGAAGAUUUAGAUGCUCCGAAAAUUUUAGUUUUUGCAUUCGAAUAUGUGUCAAUAUUUUUUUCCUAUUGUUGAAGAAACAGUUUUUCGGAUUUGUUUUUUAUAAUUUUGUUUGAAAUAGAAAAUCGGGUUCCAGUAUAAUGUUCUUUCUGUUCAGAUACUCAGUUUUUGAAAUGGCUUGAAGUGGUAUUGAAGUUUAAUUGAAAAUAACAUGUCUUCUCCUCUGAUUAGAAGCUGGCUCGUUCACCCAAUUACAUAAUAAUGUCAAUAUAGUGAGUCUGAUCACUACCUCCAUAAACAAAGCCGUAGUGCAUUCGUGUGACGUCAGCAUAGGUAGGGCUCUUACACCAAUAAAAACACUAGCUGAUAUAGAUCAGCUGAAAUCAACGAAUUUUUAUUGGUGUAGGAGCCCUAUCUGUGCUGACGUCACACGAAUGCACGACGGCUUUGUUUACGGAGGUAGUGGUCUAAAGAUUAGUGUGUCACGGUAGAAUUUCUUAUGUAGAUGACUAUCUGCUAUACGCUAUACAUUAAAUCACUUCACUUGAAUAAGCUACUUUAUAAAAAUUAAUAAAAACAAUAUAAAAACAUAUGUUGUACCCUUUUUAUUUAAAACACUUUAAAACAUUUCAACGACUAGUUUCAGCCUACUUUGGCCAUUUUCAAGUUAGAAUGGCCAUUUUCAGGCCAUACAUUAUUUGAUGAAUCAUUCAUAAGAAUUGGGUUUAGAUGGUUCAUUGAUUGCAGGUGAAUCAUUAAUAUUGCCCUUAUUCAAUAUUUUGAAAUAUCUUGACAAGACAUUCUGUGGAGAAGCGAGGAACAAAAUUUUGAUAUUUUGGAGUUACAAUAUAGCAUGAGAUAGGUAUCCAUAUUACUAAUCAAUGAAUUUUUAUAAAACCAUAUACCGUAGUGCAUUUUCUAUAUCUUUAGGGUCCAAUAUUUCCUAAACUUUACGCUUUUAUAUUAUAAUAGUUGCAAAGCACUGUUUGAUCUCAAAGAGGGACUCCCGAUAUAUAUGAUGACCACUCUUUCAAUAAAAAAUAUUGGAAAAUGUGAUAAAUUGAUUGUUUCUUGUUCAAAAUAACUCUUUAAUAUUUUAUAAUUAGCUUAGAUUAAUUAUUAUUAAUGUAAGCUAUAUGAAUUUUGUACAUUUUAUGUAAAUAGGUACUAUUACGCUACUAGAAAAUACGUUAUAAAAUAAAAUGUACAUAGUAUUACAAUCCUACAAAUUACCAUUUGAUAUUAAUGGAGAAAAUAUGGUUCUAUUGUAUUCAAUAAUUUUUCAUAUUACUUUUCAUGUGAUAGUUCUCUUGAUGAUGUAGUUAGAAUGGCGACUGAGAGAACCACUAUAGGAUAUCCAUUAGAUUCACUCGAAGAACCCUAUAUAUUUUUCCUGAAACAGUAAUUUAUUUCUCUUGAAGAAAUGUGUAGUGGUUAAUCCACUCAAACUUCUAUUUAUUUUUCCAGUUAAUGGAUAAUCAUUUUACAAUAACAAAAUAAGUUUGAGCAUCCUAUCUAAGUAUUUUUGCUACAGCAGAUAGGGCGAAUGUUAUCAUUCAAAUAUUCCUACAAUGAUGAUCUCGGUAAUAUGUAAAUCCUCUUUCAUAAAAGACAUCCACAAUUUUGAGAAAAACUUAUGUGAUUGUCAACACAUCGGAAAAAUUCCCAUAUAAUCUGAUUAUCUCAUCAGCAUCACUUCGAUCGCUUCAAUUCUCCAUUAGAAUAAGUAGAGUUAACAUAAGGAAUUUAGAAUAAAUAAUAAUAAACUACAAUAGUUUUAGCUUCUGUGCCUCUUUUCUAUCUAAUAUGCUAAAAAUCUAUUGUAAAUAGUAGUGUUACAAUUGGUCAUGUGGAAUCACUCCAGUAUAAUAUUUUAAAAUAUGAUAAAAACAAUAACAAUGAUAAUAAUACUGUAAUUAGCCUAUAGCGGGGUGUAAUGAUUAUAUUAUUGAUACAUCAAAUAGUCUGUAUGAAUGAAUGUAUCUUAUAGGUACAUCUUACUGAAAGUGAAUCGAUGAUCUGAUCUGAAGAAUCAAAGAAAGGUUCAUGAUAGGAUUCAAUAUUUCUAUAAAGAAUGAUUUCAUUUAAAACGUCAUCAACAUCUCCAAAUUUGAGUUUUGGUUUGAGGUAACUGUUGUAGACUAUUAUCCCUGAUUCAGUUUGAUAAAAUCAAGUAUUUCAAUAAAACUGUAAUUGAGAAAUCCUUGAUUAUUAUGAUUGGAGAUUUAUGCAUAUCAUAAGUUGAAAAUAUUAUUCAACAAUGUCUCACCUUAAAAGUGGAAUUUGUUGGCUUACCAGCUUUUUCGAAUCUAUAAGCUGAAAUUAUGACGAAGGCUUUUCUAAAUUUCUUCUUGGAAAAAAUGUACUGCCACUCAAGCUUAUGGAAUUGAACUAUCAUAAUUAUAAUAUCCUGAAUGCAUCGAUAACAGUUGAAAUUAGGUUUUUCUGGUUUAAUUGGAUGGGAUUUUAAUUUUAUUUCAAUUGAUUAUAUAACACACAUUGAUUGACAUGACAAAAGAUAAGUACAUACACUUCAAAUAUUCCAAAAAAUACAAUAAACUAUCAUGAAUCUUUCAUGUCGAAUGUUUCAACAUUAAAGAGCAUCAGGCUACCGUAAAUUUAUUGAAAUGAAAGGGUUUGUACAGGUUUUUAACUGGGAGCAAUAAGACAUAUCUGCACAAUUUGUUAGAAUAAGUAUCUACAAUAAAAAAUAUCAUAUCACUCCAUCACGUAGUAAUAAUAUGAAAUCAAAUGUAUCAAAAUUCUCUCAUGUAUCUUUUAUCAUAUAUGAAAUAAGUAUUUUAUUACAGUAUAUCAAAAGGUUUGACGAUGAAAAAAUUAUCUAUCACAUAGAGUAUAAAAAAGUAUUUAUAUCAUUAAUAUUAAUCACUUGAUAACUUAAACUAUUUAAUCUCUGUAAGAUUAAUACGUUUGCCCACCUAUCCAAUCUACAUUGAGAAAUAGAUUGAUCCCAUUGUAUCAAUCUGAAAUGUAAGUACGUGACUAGUUAAGUAGGUACCGGUACUAUUAGUACCUGCACUGCCCGACAUUAGUCAACAGUUAUGCAGCAAUAACAUUUGAAAUAAAUUGUUACUUCCAUUCAAAUCGUCACAUAUGGAAAACAAAAUUUUAUUCACAAAAAAGACAUUGGAAAAAUAAAAUUAAUAAUAUUCUUCUAUAAUAAUUAUUCCUAGUCGUUUAUCAAUUCUUCAUUAUUCUCAUUUUUAAGGAUGAUAACCUUGUCAAUGAAGAUUUGAAUAAAGAUGUGAAAGCACAUACAAUUAAAUAAUCGAAUAGAAUCCAUUAGAAUAAUUGAUAUAAUAGAUGAAUAUUAUUGAUAAAAAGCUCACAAUUAUUUUUCGAUUGAUCUAAUAAAAUAAUUUCAAUAAAAAUAUUGAAUAAAUGACUCACGAUUCUCAAAGAGAUUGCCGUUAUUGACUAUGAAAAACAUGAAUAACGAGUUAAGAAAAGCAUGUCCUUAAAAAUUAGGACAAAUAAUAGAAUGCGGCAAGAAAUACUUGAUUAUUGUUUCUAAAGCUGCGUUUACACCAAAGUUAUUAACAAAAUGUUAAUAACUUAAUCCUUAUAGAUUCUAUUAGAUUGAACUUAACUUAUCAUACACAUGAUGAUUAUAUGAAUUUGUCAAGUUCCGUUUAUUCUAAUAGAAUCUAUGAGGAUUAAGUUAUUAAUAUUUUGUUAAUAGCUUUGGUGUAAACGCGGCUUUAGUUUUCUAAGUCAGUGGAAGACUAUUGUAGUCUAUUGACUGACCAGACUCGAGCCAAAUUUGUAGGUACAUUCAAAGUUGGAUAAAUUAAAAAUAUAUAGGUACCGGUUUAUCAUUCAAAUUUCAUUUCGAUUUCUCUUCAAAACUUCAUCAUUACACUUAUUUAUUCAUUCAGAAGAAUAUGUUAUCAGUUGAAUUCAAACAUUUGAUAAUUUCAGAUAGAUAGGUAUUGUUUUUAUCAAUCAACCAUCGCUGCGUCUAUUAUUAUCUAACAUUACUCAAAAAUCAUUUAUUUUGAAUGUGAAUUCAAAUUUUAUUUCUUAUGUGUCUUCGAUCAUAACUAACUUUUGUAAUUAUUGCCUUCAAUACGAUUACUCAAAUAAUGUUACAAUUCUAAAUAAAAUUUUUAUAAAGCCUUGUUGAUAGAAUUAAUAGUCUACAUUUAGAUCUGUCGUGGUGCGAUUAGAUUUAGAAAUACAUUUUUUAUAUCUAUUUCAAAUUAAAAGAACAGGUCUACUAUAAUUUAAUGUUAAUAGUGAUAGAUUAAACUCUCCAAAAGUCUUGAUUUAUACUCCACUCAUAAAACUAUCAUUCUAUUUUCAAUCUCACCAAUUAAAAGGUUGAGUUAGUAUAAAUAAAAAAUCUGCUUAAUAUUUCUUAAUAGAAGUGUUCCUUAAUAUUUCAACAUGAAAUAGUGUGAUGGAAUUGAUAUAGCCUACCUAGUAUUACAACGUAUGUUGUUCAUUGAUUUAUUGACCUCCUAAACUGUAAUAUGAUCGGACAUAGAACAACAAAUUGAGCAUAUUAGAUAGUUUGUGGAAUAACUGUCCAACAAGUUAAAGAAAACUUUUUCAAAUUGUAUUUUCUCAACUUUCAGACCAAAUUAUUGAAAAGAAACUCCGUAAAUUGAGAAUUUUUCAUUACUUGAUAGGAAAUUCUCACUUUUAACCGUAUUCUUCACUAGAUUUAUGAAAGGGCUUAUAUUUUUCACACCACCAAGCUAAAAGCUACUUUGAAAGCGACUCCUUCUAACAAGACAACGAAAUCUUCUAUAGCGAAUAUUCAUCAUUUCAUUAACAAAGCUUUAAAAAAGAAACAAUAUUAGUCUAAUUGAUGCAAUCAAGGAUCAGUAUAAUGUUCAUGUGAUGCCUUAAAUUUUUCUGUUCCUAUUAUUAAAUUUAAGUAGGAGGAAUGCUAUAUUAGUUGAAGUAACAUGAUUUAUGUUUCCAAUUUAAAAAUUGUGGAUGCUUAUUGAACGAAUGAUGGAAUAAUUUUAUAAUGUCAAUUAAUAAUAUCUGUUGAAUAAUUUUGUGAAUAGCGGAUUUCAAUGUAAAUUGUGAAUUGUAAAAAUUUAUAUCACAGUUUCUAGUGCUUUCACAGCCUAUCUUCUCUUCUAAAGCCAAUUUUUUUUAAUAUUAGUAGCCUACUACUUAAUUCAAAUGUAAAUAAUACAAAAAUAAAAUAUAAAUUACAAUAUUUAAAAGCAUAUUAAUAGUUACUGCAUUUAGAAUUUAAUUGACACCUUAUUCAGAAUUCUAGCAUUCAUACAUCGAAUUACUUGAUCAUUCUGAAAUUUACAGUUUCUUAUGUACUUGGGUGACGGUACUUCAUUUGUGUAGCUUGUAUUGAUCAUAUCACUAGAAGCAAAUCAUUGUAUUGCAAUAAAAUGUUGACUAUUCAAAAAUGAAAUUACCUACUGUAAAUUGUAAAUCAACUAUUUCUUUAUUUAAAUAAGAGUAAUCAAUUUAUUUUACAAUAAACAAAUUGAUCCAA